This is a messenger RNA of Lytechinus pictus (painted urchin), 3647 nucleotides long. RefSeq names its product cholesterol 24-hydroxylase-like. Lineage: Eukaryota; Metazoa; Echinodermata; Echinoidea; Temnopleuroida; Toxopneustidae. The record is from RefSeq and is a predicted model, not a curated record. The transcript is spliced from 13 exons. Gene Ontology annotation, molecular function: iron ion binding; cholesterol 24-hydroxylase activity; heme binding. Gene Ontology annotation, biological process: cholesterol catabolic process. Bases 9 to 1748 code for a protein of 579 amino acids.
CCAUAGGGAUGCAUACGCACUCACAGAGAUACGGAGAUCCGUUCCGAGGACCCCCGUUUUCACAAACAUUUGUAGUUCCGAAGCCCGUUCCGAGGACCCUCCUUUUUACAAUAAGCCCGCUCCAAGGCCCCCGUUUUUCGCCUCGCCCGCGGCACACCCCUACCACUUUUUUGGUCGAGUGCCCCCCCCGGGACGCACAACGGCCAAGAUUAUCCAAAAUGGAGUUAAAUGUCGCGGUCAGCAUACUUUUCUAUGUAUUCUUGGUGGUAACAUGUACAGUUGGCAUUGCCUUCGUGGUGUUUACGUGGUUUUUGUAUCGAUUUAACAGGAAAUAUGGACAUUUGCCUUGCCCAAGACCGACAAGCUUCUUCACUGGUCACUUGUCUCAUUUCAAUGCUGUUGCGAAGAAGCUGGAUUUCCCGCCCCUGUUGCUGAUGUACCAAUGGACGAGGGAACUCGGACCAGUCUUCUAUCUGCGAUUUGUUUUACAACCGAUGGUGGUAUGUUGCGACUCUAAAGCGGUGAAGGAAGUUUGCCUCGAUAGCCGCCAUCUUAAACCACAAAGCAUGUACGUAGGAUUCUAUUCCGUGUUUGGCGAGAGAUUCAUGGGCAACGGACUGAUCUCACAAACUGAUCACGAGAAAUGGCACACACGGCGAGCUCUCCUAAACCCAGCCUUUAAUCGAAAGUAUCUCAUGCAAAUGAUGGAUCUCUUCAACGACAGUGCGACCCGCUUGCGGGAUCACCUAGCUCCCCUAGCUGAUGGCAAAACGCUCGUAAGAAUGCUAGACCAUUUCAACGAUGUCACCUUGGAUGUAAUUGCAAAGGUUGGAUUUGACAUGGAUGUAAACGCUGUUGAGAGACCUGACUGCCCGUUCCCGUCGGCGGUGGCGCUUGCUCUUGAAGGAAUGGAUGUUAUAUUCAAGCAACCUAUGAUGAUGAUGGAUCCUCGCAGUAAGGCUCGUAAAUAUCGCCGCUCAGUGCGCGACGCCAUUAAACUGGUACGAAAAUAUGGCAAGGAUUGCAUUGAACAGAGAAGAGCGGCAAAGAAGAGAGGAGAUGAGUUGCCUAAGGACAUCUUGACAUGUAUCCUUGAAGUCGAAGACGAUCUCUGCAACGGACAAAACAUCGACACAGCAGACAUGAUUGACGAGUUUGGGACAUUCUUCGUAGCAGGUCAAGAUACCACGAGCAACCUCCUCGCGUUUACCUUACUCGAAUCUGGAAGACAUGAAGACGUGGCAAAGAGGCUAAAAGCUGAAGUUGAUGAAGUCCUGGGGAAUAAACCGGUUAUUGAGUACUCAGACCUCCCCAAGCUGGAGUAUAUGUCUCGGGUGUUUAAAGAAACAAUGCGACUUAACCCUCCUGUGAGUGGGGUAAUACGUGAUCUAGCUUGUGAUGUCCAUUCUUCGGGUUACAUCAUACCAAAAGGAUCAAAUAUAUUUUUUGGAACAUAUCUAACGUCACGACAGGAAGAAUACUUCGAAGACCCACUUCUAUUCAACCCGGAUCGAUUUAUUCCCACUGAUGAACUCCCACGGCACCUUUAUGCAUACUUCCCCUUCGCCAUUGGUCAACGGAAUUGUAUUGGACAACAGUUAGCUCUGAUCGAAUCCAAGGUGAUCUUGGCGAAACUGCUGCAGAGCUUCGAUUUCAGAUUGGAGCAGUCCCAACGUCACGUCCUUCUUUCGAAUGUCACCAACAAACCGUUUGACAGAUGUAAAAACUACAUUAGCCUCCGAGACUGACAAGCUGCGUUUAUCAACGUUUAUAGCACCAAGUGACGCAUAAAUGUUCUGAUCAGAAUCUUUUUUCUGUAUUCUAUUUUUGUAUUUGUUUUUAUUUUUAUUAUGUUUUUUUAUUCAUGUCAUUUUUUAUUUUUAUGUUUAUCUAUUUGUAUUUAUUUCUUUUAAUUUAACCCUUUUAUAUAUGUAUUAUUCAUAUUAUUAUAUAUAUUUGUAUUUAAAAUCCAGGCUUAUUAUUUAUAUUUGCACCGCCCUCACGCGACGAACCACGAAUACCCCAAUAACCAGUAAACAUACAAACAACUUCUUAAAAGCAAAUCAAAUCAUAUUCUGAAAUAACAUCUAAAAGGUUACUACGGAUAUAGAUACGCGUAUUGUGAUUUCUAGUACAACACAAAUGGCAAAUUCUUUACUGUAAGUCACAUAAUCGUACACAAAGAUAGCGAUAAUGGGAGGUAUUGUGUGUGUGUGGGGGGGGGGGGUGGCUUGAAAUUACCAAGUAACAUGUUUGACCAUUGUAUUUUACCGAUUCUAAAUAUUUUCAUUUUAUUUAUACCCUUAAUUUUAUGACCUAGAUGGAGUUGGGGAGGAAGUGAGUUAUGGUUAUUAAGUAAGCCUUUUCCAUACCCAGGCAGCCUCUCCAACUCUUAUCCAGGUCUUUUUUUUUCUAUCACGUAAAAUUGUGAUUGAUCUUCUCUCUGAUUUGUUUGUAUUCUCUAUGUUUUUGAAAUGUCAAAUAAAAUAAUAAUAAUGAUUAUAAUGAUUUUAAUAUGACAUGUUUAUACUGUCAAUGAUGUGAUGAUGAUCAUAAUGACGUCGUUGAUUAUUUUUGUUAUGACAUAUAAUUAUGAUGGUUACACUUUUGAUAUUUUCCUUGUAACGUUGCUUAUAUUAUGACGUUCGAUCUAUUUUGUUAUCUACCGUCAUGAGCCCCGUCUUACAAAGAGUUACGAUUGAUCCAAUCAACAUCAACUAUAUGGAAAUCCAUCUAUGUCAUAAUAUUUCUUCAGAAAAUUUGCACAAUGUACUUUGAGAACAAAGAGAAGCACACUGAAUUUUCAAGAAAUCGAUGAAUGUAUGAAUAUACAUCAUAUCUAGAAAAUAUUUUGAACAAACAUGCGUUUUAGAUGUUGACGUUGCUGGCUUUCCAUAGUUGUCGUUGAUCGGAUCAAUCGCAACUCUUUGUAAGACGAAGCCCCGGUGAAGGCCGAUAUGGCCAAAAGCUUGCUUGUUAAAAGCAACAUCAAUGGUGAGCUAUGUCUCGCUCAUUAUUUAUUCCAUGUAAGUAAAUUAUAUAUUGUAUUUACAUUCAUUGUUAUAUCACUGUAAUUAUUAUUGAUUUGUUUAUUUUAUACGAAAUUGGAUCUAACCUUUUUAAUGUCAAUCGGAAGAAAAUAAAUGUUCGAUUGAAUUGAAUCGAAUGUAUGAUUUAUGAAUGAAUAUUGUUUAUAUUUAAUUAUAUUACAUUUUUGGAGGGGGUCAAACUGUUAUCAACGGGCAACAACUUUGCCUCCGUAAGCUUGAUAUUACCAGAAUUCCUCUGAUAUAUGAGUAACGGAGAGUCAUUUUCUAAUCCAAGCCAGGGUUAGAAAUACUUUAGAGGAGGCGUUUUGUAGGUUAUUAGUGUCAGAAUAAUCCAAACACCACAGAAACAACAUGUGUAAUUUAUACUAAGAGCAUCGUUGAUUGGACCAAUCAUAAAGCUCCAUCUAUCAAAACUGGAUAACAACCAUAUCUCUUUUUCCUAGAAUAAUUUGAAAAAUAGUGAAACCAAACUGGUGAUGCAAUCAGGGGAUGAACGUUUUCGAAAUGUGUUCCUGAUAUUAGUCAUAAAUCAUUGAAGAAUAAUUUAUAAUUGCUUUUUAAUAAAGUGUUUGGCAUGCAAUCAUGUCAGUUAUACUA